Cuscuta campestris is the source of this 3745-nucleotide messenger RNA. Lineage: Eukaryota; Viridiplantae; Streptophyta; Magnoliopsida; Solanales; Convolvulaceae. The record is from the annotation of a GenBank genome assembly.
GAUGCAGCAACAUUGAUACGAUUACAGGCGAAAGAUUUCUUCUUGAGCUGGAGGCCGUCUAAGCAUGAAUAAAGUUACUCCAGAUUUGUAAACCAAACAUUAUAACAUAAUUUAUAAUCACAGAUGUGCCUAACAUUUUGAUAAUUCACAGACGCAAAAUACCAAUAUAAAUAAUUAUAAUUGAUUAGACUAAAUUCUGAUUUUAUCUAAUCUAGUCUAAAUAUAAUGGUCAAGCUAGUAUGUUUUGCCAUAUCCAAUUGACAUCUUUUUCUUUUAAACUUCGACAAGGAAUAGGAUUUCAUCUGACGUUGUCCAUCCCGCACCAUUGUUUCUCGACUCUCGCCUGACAAAUGAUUUUCUCCAAAUUGACUUUAUACAUAAUUGACAUUUGGGAAGAUGAUUACUAGAAAGAAAAGUGCCCAGUUUAUCCCAAAUUCUUCAGAAAUUAUACAAUUUAUACCUAAACUUCAAAAAGUGCACCAUUUACCGCAAACUCUUCAAAAAUUACAUAGUUUAAACCAAAACAUUAAAAGGUACCCCAAAAAAUGGUCACAAAAUUGAAUACUUCAACAAGAUGUACUUCUAAAAUGCACAAAGUACCUGCCAAAUGAUGCUAAAAAAAAUUCAAUUGGCAAAUCAAUGUGAAAAAAGACUUUAAUGUGGCACCAUGCUCGUGUGGCCUGAAAGGGAAAUAUACAAAACAGGCCAUAUUUCUUUGGUGCAAGCAUUGCCUAAAUCAAAACUGUUCAUUUCCAAGAACAAAUUUCUGAAGAUUCAUUGUUUUUUAAACUCGAAUUCUGGCCAAAAGCAAUCAGAGAACUUUGAAGGUAAAUGAUCUGGUUUAAUUCCACAUGGAGAAAUUCAGAGAUCUAUCAACUCAUCACAUUGCUUGGACCAAAAACAGAUCGGAAAUUCCGAAAAUUCGUGCUGUUAAAAUAAAUAUCCAAAUGCGCUGACGAAAUCGAUGAAGGAUUAAUUGAAAUGUUUGUUUUUGACAGAUCAAAGCUGAACACGAAGCUGAUCGCCAGCAAAACAAAAUCGCCAAAAGCAGUAAAUUUUGCACCUUUUUUUUACCUUUGCUCGAAUCUUCUCUCCAGCCACGAGCUCAAGGCUGCAAAGGGCUAUUCGGUGCGGAUGGAGAAGAAUCGGAGAUUAACCCUUAAAAUUUAUAGGUUCCCACUUUUCUCGUGUAAAACUAAAAGUUUACAACCUUAGAGUGAAGAAGAAGAAAAAAAAUCUUUUUGAGAAUUGAGAUGCUCUAAUUCUUCCCGCCACGGAAAGAUGUGCAAUUUAGGCGGGAUGUCUCACAUUUCUAACCAUUACUGUUCCCUUUUGAAACUAUGCUGCGAGACCCAAAGCCAUGCUCAAGUAAAGAAGCUCCAUUGCCGGAUAAUCAAAACCAUCUCGACCAUAGAGACUUUCUUGCUGAACAAUCUUAUCAAUACAUACAGCAAGAUCGGAAAUUUUGUGUACGCCCGCCAUGUGUUCGAUCAAAUUCCCAGGCCAAACCAGUUCUCUUGGAAUACCAUUCUCUCCACAUACUCCAAAGCAGGGGACUUUAUGAAAAUGGAGGAAGUAUUUCACUUGAUCCCUAAGAAAGAUGGAGUUUCUUGGAAUUUGAUCAUUUCGGGUUAUGCCUCCCACGGGUCUUCGGGUAAAGCUGUAAGGGCUUAUGAAUUGAUGUUGAGGGAUGGGAGGAUGAAUCUAAACAGAAUCACGUUUUCGACAAUGCUUAUAUUGUGUUUGAGCAAUGGUUGGAUCCAUUUGGGCAGGCAAAUUCACGGACAGAUAGUGAAGUGUGGGUUUGAGUUGUAUGUUUUUGUGGGGAGUCCCUUAACUGAUAUGUAUGCGAAAUUCGGCUUAAUCCGGGAGGCAAAACGGGUUUUUGAAGAGUUGCCCGAAAAGAAUUUGGUUCUGUCUAACACGAUGAUUAUGGGGUUUCUUAGAUGUGGGAUGGUGAAAGAGUCAGAAAGGCUGUUUACGUGUUUGCCAGAGAGGGAUUCUAUAACAUGGACGACAAUGAUUACUGGUCUAACACAGAAUGGUCUAAAUAUAAGAGCUUUAGAAUUUUUCAGAGAAAUGAGACUGCAAAGUUUUGCCAUUGACCAAUAUACUUUUGGGAGCAUUUUGACGGCGUGUGGAAGUGUGAUGGCCUUGGAACAAGGAAAGCAGAUUCAUACUCACGCAAUCAGAAGUUAUCAUAUGGACAACAUUUUCGUGGGUAGUGCGCUUGUUGAUGUGUAUUCCAAGUGCAGAAACAUUAAUUAUGCAGAGAAUGUCUUCAGAAACAUGAAGAGAAAAAAUGUUGUAUCUUGGACGGCAAUGGUAGUUGGUUAUGGCCAAAAUGGGUACAGUGAAGAAGCUGUUCAAACAUUUUGUGAGAUGCAAAAGAAUAUGGUAAAGGCAGAUGAAUUCACUUUAGGAAGUGUCAUUAGUUCUUGUGCUAACCUGGCAAGCUCAGAAGAAGGUGCCCAAUUCCACUGCCAAGCAUUAGUGUCUGGCUUGAUUUCCUUCAUUACAGUUUCCAAUGCACUCGUGACCCUAUAUGGUAAGUGUGGAAGCAUAGAUGAGUCCCAUAAACUGUUCUGUGAGAUAGAAUUUACGGACGAGAUCUCUUGGACUGCAUUGGUUUCUGGGUAUGCUCAAUUUGGAAAAGCCACCGAAACGAUUGACCUCUUUGAGAAAAUGCUCACACAACGCCUGCAACCUGACGGAGUAACUUUUGUUGGGGUUCUUGCUGCUUGCAGUAGGGCAGGACUAGUAGAUAAAGGGAAGUAUUAUUUCGAUUCAAUGGUAAGAGACCAUAACAUCACACCUACUCUUGAUCACUACACUUGCAUGAUUGAUCUAUUAAGCCGAUCUGGACAGCUUGAAGAAGCGAAACACUUCAUAGAAAAGAUGCCUUAUGAACCUGAUGCAAUUGGUUGGGCAACACUCCUAAGCUCAUGCAGAACUCGUGGCAAUAUGGAGAUUGGGAAAUGGGCAGCAGAGUCUCUUUUGCAAGCAGAACCACAGAAUCCUGCCAGCUAUGUUUUGCUCAUAAGCUUGAAUGCUGCUAGAGGAGAGUGGGAUGAAGUGGCUAGGUUGAGGAAGCUGAUGAGAGAUAGAGGUGUGAAAAAGGAACCUGGGUUCAGUUGGAUCAAGUACAAGAACAAGCUCCAUGUUUUCUCAGCUGAUGACAAGUCCAGUCCAUAUUCAGACAAGAUAUAUGCAGAGCUCGAAUCGUUGUACGGGAGAAUGAUAGAGGAUGGGUAUAUUCCAGAUGUGAGCUCUGUCCAGCACAAUGUUGAAGACUCUGAGAAGGUGAAGAUGCUAAACCACCAUAGCGAGAAGCUUGCAAUUGCCUUUGGGUUGAUAUUCGUCCCUCCCGGGAUCCCCAUAAAGGUGGUUAAGAAUCUCAGGGUGUGUCUUGAUUGUCACAAUGCAACUAAACUCAUUUCCAGGAUCACUGGAAGGGAAAUUUUAGUGAGAGAUUCUGUUAGGUUCCAUUUGUUCAAAGAUGGGAAAUGCUCGUGUGGUGAUUUCUGGUGACACGUGCGUUGGUAAGAUUUCACUCUAGCUCUCAUCGUACAUACUGUAAUACUACUUUCUCUGUUCUUGAAAGGUGGCAACAUAGGCUUUGCCAUGAAAAAUAAAGGGAGAAAAGUUUUUUGCUUCGUGAUAACGAGAGAUGAAAAUGAACUAUGUAGAAGUGAGGGGCACACAAGGGAAUGUCAAAAAUCAAUACUAAAUUAGUGUGUAUGAA